Molecule: messenger RNA, 666 nt
Organism: Homarus americanus (American lobster)
Lineage: Eukaryota; Metazoa; Arthropoda; Malacostraca; Decapoda; Nephropidae
Product: skin secretory protein xP2-like
Exons: 1
Coding region: 1-666 (221 amino acids)
Source: RefSeq, a predicted model, not a curated record
AUGAUCGCUCUCCUUGGCAUAGCCCCAGGUGGCACCGCUGUCCCUGCGAGGGUCCCUGGGAGUACCAUGACUCCUGGCAGGGCCAUUGGGACGCUGCCGUCCCUGGGAGGGCCCCUGGUUGCGCUGAUGCCCCGAAGGAGAACCCCGGCGGGCACCAUCACCCCUGUGUAUGCCCCUGGAACCACCACCGCCUCUGGGAGAGCCCUUAGGGGCACCGUCGCCCUUGGGAGAGCCCCUGGGGUCGCCACCGCCUCUUGGAGGGCCCCCGCCGCCACUGGGAGGGCUCUUGAGGACGCCGGUGCCCGUGGAUGGGGCUCUCGGGGCGCCGGCACCCAUGGGAGGGCCCUGAAAGCGCCGUGGUCCCUGGGAGGGCCCUUGGGGGCGCCACCGCCCAUGCAGGGCCUCCGCGGCUCUGCCGGCCCUGGGAGGGCCCCUGGGGUUGCCGAUCCCCCUGAGGGCAUCGCAGCAUUUGGGAAGGCCCCUGCAGGAGCCUCUGCCCCUGGGAGGGCCCCUGGGGUGCCGCUGCCCCUGGGCGGGCCCCCGGAAGUGCCACCACCUGUAGGAGGGUCCUUGAGAGCACCAUCGCCCCUGCGAGAGCCCCUUGUGUUUGGUUAUAGUUUUAACCCCCAUCCUUCAUCAGUUGUUAGACAAAUGGUAGUUGUGUGA